AAAGUCCUUGUUUAGGAGUGAAGUCCUUUACUUCUUUUCCGAACUUGUCACUCCUCUCCGAUCCCUAUUGUCGACUAGCCGAAAGCCCUCAACUCCUUUCCGAUCUUCGUCGUCGAAAAGACCCAGUCACUCCUCAAUCUCUUUUUCCGAUGACUUAUAAACUUUCUGAUCCAAGCGAAGUGGAUUCCAGUUAAGAACCGCCCAGUACAUCUCUAAUCCACAACCGAGAAUCCAAAUCCUUACCCGUACUUUUUUCUUGGUUUAGCUCACAAUCAAUUGCAAAGUAGAGUGCUCACCUUUCUGCUUUCCAGAAUUUUCUCGACCCAUUUUAGGAUGGACAUCAUUUCACAGUUACAAGAACAAGUGAAUCAAAUUGCGGGCAUUGCCUUUAAUACCUUUGGGACCCUGCAAAGGGAUGCUCCUCCUGUUAGGCUCUCUCCAAACUACCCAGAACCACCAGCUACGAAUCCUCCAGAGGACGCGGCAAGUUUUCUGGAGCAACCCAAGCUCAUGAGUGCUGCUCUUGUAAAAGCAGCUAAGCAGUUUGAUGCAUUGGUGGCAGCUCUUCCAUUAGCUGAGGGUGGUGAAGAAGCUCAAUUGAAAAGGAUUGCAGAACUCCAGUCCGAGAAUGAUGCUGUGGGUCAAGAGUUGCAGAGGCAACUAGAAGCUGCUGAGAAGGAAUUGAAACAGGUGCAAGAGUUGUUCAGCCAAGCAGUGGAUAAUUGCUUGAAUUUAAAGAAACCAGAUUGAAUGAAGUGUGACUGGUAAAUUCCACCCAUAUAUAUAUAUAUAUAUUAGUCAUGUAGGGUCUGUACUUGUUAUCUUAAUUUGAAUGUAUCUAGUCCAUGUGUUACCAGUUUUGUUAUAUGAGAAGCAACUUAAUUUUGGAAUUAUGUCUUUAAAUUAGGAAACCACUGUUGUUUGAUCCGUUAUGUUAUCACAUGAGCAUGAAUUUCGAAUUUUCA
Molecule: messenger RNA, 965 nt
Organism: Pistacia vera
Lineage: Eukaryota; Viridiplantae; Streptophyta; Magnoliopsida; Sapindales; Anacardiaceae
Product: mediator of RNA polymerase II transcription subunit 21
Exons: 6
Coding region: 334-750 (138 amino acids)
Biological process (GO): regulation of transcription by RNA polymerase II
Cellular component (GO): mediator complex
Molecular function (GO): transcription coregulator activity
Source: RefSeq, a predicted model, not a curated record